Otolemur garnettii (small-eared galago) is the source of this 4062-nucleotide messenger RNA. RefSeq names its product structural maintenance of chromosomes 4 (gene SMC4). Lineage: Eukaryota; Metazoa; Chordata; Mammalia; Primates; Galagidae. The record is from RefSeq and is a predicted model, not a curated record. Bases 138 to 3887 code for a protein of 1249 amino acids. Gene Ontology annotation, cellular component: chromosome. The transcript has 24 exons. Gene Ontology annotation, molecular function: ATP binding; ATP hydrolysis activity; protein binding. Gene Ontology annotation, biological process: mitotic chromosome condensation.
GAAUUUCCGUUCGAGUUUGUAUUUUAGGCGCCAUUUUCGAGUGAAGGACCCGGAGCCGAAACACCGGUAGGAGCGGGGAGGGGGAGAUUAUACAACCGUUUCCAGGCUUGAUCCGAGUGGACUGUCCCGCAGCGACCAUGCCCCGUCGGGGCACCCAGUCCUCCACCGCCCGGCGCAAAGAGGAAGGGCCGCAGUUGUCCCCGGACGGCGACUGCAGCGACGCGGAGCUGGACCCGCCGUCCGGCCGCUCCAGGAGCCCAGCGGCCGCGGCAGAGACUCCAAGUGAGGAACUUGAUAAUAGAAGUUUAGAAGAGAUUUUGAAAAGCAUUCCUCCUCCCCCGCCUCCAGCAAUGACCAAUGAAGCUGGAGCUCCUCGGCUUAUGAUAACUCAUAUUGUAAACCAGAACUUCAAAUCCUAUGCUGGGGAAAAAAUCCUGGGACCUUUCCAUAAGCGCUUUUCCUGUAUUAUUGGGCCAAAUGGCAGUGGCAAAUCCAAUGUUAUUGAUUCUAUGCUUUUUGUGUUUGGAUAUCGAGCACAAAAAAUAAGAUCUAAAAAACUCUCUGUAUUAAUACAUAAUUCUGAUGAACACAAGGAUAUUCAGAGUUGUACUGUAGAAGUUCAUUUUCAAAAGAUAAUUGAUAAGGAAGGAGAUGAUUAUGAAGUCAUUCCUAACAGUAACUUCUAUGUAUCCAGAACAGCCUACAGAGAUAAUACUUCUGUCUAUCACAUAAGUGGGAAGAAAACGACAUUUAAGGAUGUUGGAAAUCUUCUUCGAAGCCAUGGAAUUGACUUGGACCAUAAUAGAUUUUUAAUCUUACAGGGUGAAGUUGAACAAAUUGCUAUGAUGAAACCAAAAGGCCAGACUGAACACGACGAGGGUAUGCUUGAAUAUUUAGAAGAUAUAAUUGGUUGUGGACGGCUAAAUGAACCUAUUAAAGUCUUAUGCCGGAGAGUUGAAAUAUUAAAUGAACACAGAGGAGAGAAGUUAAACAGAGUUAAGAUGGUAGAAAAGGAAAAGGACGCCUUAGAAGGAGAGAAAAACAUAGCCAUUGAAUUUCUUACCUUGGAAAAUGAGAUAUUUAGAAAAAAGGAUCAUGUUUGUCAGUAUUAUAUUUAUGAUUUGCAGAAACGAAUUGCUGAAAUGGAAACUCAAAAGGGAAAAAUACAUGAAGAUACCAAAGAAAUUACUGAGAAAAGCAAUAUACUGUCGAAUGAAAUGAAAGCUAAAAAUAAAGAUGUAAAAGAUACAGAGAAGAAACUGAAUAAAAUUACAAAAUUUAUUGAGGAGAAUAAAGAAAAAUACAUAGAACUAGAGUUGGAAGAUGUUCAAGUUGGGGAAAAAUUACAAGGCGCUACAAUUAAAGCCAAAGAUCUGGAGAAACAACUUCAAAAAGAUAAACAAAAGGUUGAAGAAUUUAAAAGUAUACCUGCCAAGAGUAAGAAUAUCAUAACUGAGACCACAACUAGAAACAAUGCCCUUGAGAAGGAAAAAGAGAAAGAAGAAAAAAAAUUAAAAGAAGUUAUGGAUAGCCUUAAACAGGAAACACAAGAUCUUCAGAAAGAAAAAGAAAGUCGAGAGAAAGAACUUAUGGGUUUCAGCAAAUCAGUAAAUGAAGCACGUUCAAAGAUGGAGGUAGCCCAAUCAGAACUUGAUAUCUAUCUCAGUCGUCAUAACACUGCAGUGUCUCAAUUAACUAAGGCCAAGGAAGCUUUAAUUGCAGCUUCUGAGACUCUCAAAGAAAGGAAAACUGCAAUCAGAGAUAUGGAGGCAAAACUCCCUGAAAUUGAACAAGAAUUAAAGAAGAAAGAAAAAGAACUUCAGAAACUGACACAAGAAGAACUAAACUUCAAAAGUUUAGUUCAUGAUCUUUUCCAAAAACUUGAAGAGGCAAAGAGUUCCUUAGCAAUGAAUCGAAGUAGAGGGAAAGUCCUUGAUGCAAUAAUUCAAGAAAAAAAAUCUGGCAGGAUUCCAGGAAUAUUUGGAAGAUUGGGAGACUUAGGAGCCAUUGAUGAAAAAUAUGAUGUUGCUAUUUCAUCCUGUUGUCAUGCAUUAGACUACAUUGUUGUUGAUUCUAUUGAUACAGCCCAAGAAUGUGUAAAUUUCCUUAAAAGACAAAAUAUUGGAGUUGCAACUUUUAUAGGUUUAGAUAAGAUGGCCGUAUGGGCAAAAAAAAUGACCAAAAUUCAAACUCCUGAAAAUACUCCUCGGUUAUUUGAUUUAGUAAAAGUAAAAGAUGAGCAAAUUCGCCAAGCUUUUUACUUUGCUUUACGGGAUACCUUGGUAGCUGACAAUUUGGAUCAAGCCACAAGAGUAGCAUAUCAAAGAGAUAGAAGAUGGAGAGUGGUAACUUUACAGGGACAGAUCAUAGAACAGUCAGGUACAAUGACUGGUGGUGGAAGCAAAGUAAUGAAAGGAAGAAUGGGUUCAUCAGUAUUGGUUGAAGUCUCUGAAGAGGAGGUAAAUAAAAUGGGGUUACAGUUUGAAAAAGACUCUAAAAAAUCACUGCAAAUCGAAGAACAAAAAGUACAUCUUGAAGAAGCAGUAGUUAAGUUACGGCAUAGUGAACGAGAAAUGAGGAAUACACUAGAAAAGUUUACUGCGAGCAUUCAGCGUUUAACAGAGCAAGAAGAAUAUUUGAAUGUCCAAGUUAAGGAACUUGAAGCUAAUGUACUUGCUACAGCUCCUGACAAAAAAAAACAGAAGUUGCUGGAAGAAAAUGUUAGUGCUUUCAAAACAGAAUAUGAUGAUGUGGCUGAGAAAGCUGGUAAAGUAGAAGCUGAGGUUAAACGCUUACAUAACAUAAUUAUAGAAAUCAAUAACCAUAAACUCAAGGCCCAACAAGAUAAACUUGAUAAAAUAAAUAAGCAAUUAGAUGAAUGUGCUUCUGCUAUCACUAAAGCUCAAGUAGCAAUCAAGACUGCUGACAGAAGUAUGCUUAAAAGCACAUUGUCAAUCAAAAAAUCCUUACCAGAGGUCCAGAAAAAACAUCGUGAUCUACUUCAAGAACUAAAAGUUAUUCAAGAAAAUGAACAUGCACUUCAAAAAGACGCACUUAGUAUUAAGUUAAAACUUGAACAAAUUGAUAGCCACAUUGCUGAACAUAAUUCUAAAAUAAAAUAUUGGCAAAAAGAGAUUUCCAAAAUAUCCUUGCAUCCAAUAGGAGAUAAUCCUGUUGAAGAUAUUUCAGUUCUAAGCCCAGAGGAUCUUGAAGCAAUCAAGAAUCCAGAUUCUAUAACCAAUCAAAUUGCACUUUUGGAAGCCCAGUGUCAUGAAAUGAAACCAAAUCUUGGUGCCAUUGCAGAGUAUAAAAAGAAGGAAGAAUUAUAUUUGCAACGAGUAGCAGAAUUGGACAAAAUUACUAAUCAGAGAGAUAAUUUUAGACAGGCAUAUGAAGAUCUUCGGAAACAAAGGCUUAAUGAAUUUAUGGCAGGUUUUUAUGUAAUAACAAAUAAAUUAAAGGAAAAUUACCAAAUGCUUACCUUGGGUGGAGAUGCUGAACUGGAGCUUGUAGACAGUUUGGACCCUUUCUCUGAAGGAAUCAUGUUCAGUGUUCGACCACCAAAGAAAAGUUGGAAGAAGAUCUUUAACCUUUCAGGAGGAGAGAAAACACUUAGUUCAUUGGCUUUAGUAUUUGCUCUUCAUCACUACAAACCCACUCCCCUUUACUUCAUGGAUGAGAUUGAUGCUGCCCUUGAUUUUAAAAAUGUGUCCAUUGUUGCAUUUUAUAUAUAUGAACAAACAAAAAAUGCCCAGUUCAUAAUAAUUUCUCUUCGAAAUAAUAUGUUUGAAAUUUCAGAUAGACUUAUUGGAAUUUACAAGACAUACAAUAUAACAAAAAGUGUUGCAGUAAACCCGAAGGAAAUUGCAUCUAAAGGACUUUGUUAAGCUUUUUUAUACAGAAGACUCUUCAAAUUGAGUUGAUGUAGAUGCAGCUUAUUGUAUUACCGAUUUCUCUAUUUGUAAGCAAUGGACUUGUAUAAAAUACAUACUCCUAAACUGGAUCAGAAAACUAUUUUAUGCUAUUAAGAGUGUUUUUAUAAAAUCUAAUAAAGUAUUCUCU